Messenger RNA from Mollisia scopiformis, 342 nucleotides. RefSeq lists its product as uncharacterized. The transcript has a single exon. Bases 1 to 342 code for a protein of 113 amino acids. The record is from RefSeq and is a predicted model, not a curated record. Lineage: Eukaryota; Fungi; Ascomycota; Leotiomycetes; Helotiales; Mollisiaceae.
AUGGCUGACAGACAUUCUCAGCAAAUCAAAACCACACCAUCUAUGAUCUCCUUCCACGAACAACAGUUGACAAAGGAGCUCGAGCACCUCCAUUCUCGUCUCGAAGAUCAUAAAGUUCAAACAACUAUCGAACAACAUCCUUCAUUCAGGCAACAGAAAUUAGACAAAGAUUUGGUAAGGCAGCUUCUGAGUAGGGUGGAAUACGUGAUGAUGCAGGUCAAGAGCAGACAUUCGUGGGUGGGUCGGACAAAGAGAUUGUUCGGAGCAGAAGAAUUUGACAGGAAAGUCGGCGCUCUUGAAACUGAUACAAACAAGCUGUUUCUGAAGCUGGGUAUCGAAUAG